ACGCUUCCUCGAGUCGACCAAUUCUUGCCUACGUGAGUCACGACACUACGUAUGCAAAAGCCUGUUUCCAGGAUUUGUGUUCCUGUCCUGGGAUACUUCGAACAACUGCAGAAUUCACUUUUUGUGGUCUAGUAGCAAGUAUUCUCGGCCAUCUCUCAGCUUGUUUCCGUCGUCUUCAACAAGGACAAAGAAGGCAGGAUACUGGUGCCUGAGAGAAGUUGGACAUUUAAUCUCUUGGGACGGCUUCCAGGCUUGUUAUUCAUUCACUCACAUGCAACAACGUGCGUGACUGGUUGCGUCACGUUUCCCACAGUCAGAGGGAAACUUCCAUUCUUUUUAUUUCGGUAUUUGGAUCUCUUUUGUCGGGGGUCUGGUUAUUCACUUUUGACGUUAUCGAGGCCGACACGGAGUCAUCACCAUGUCCAUGUUUAGACACUCCUUUACGGUGAAAGAUGAACCCAGUAAGACGGGCCGCUGGAUGAGGAAGAGACAUGGGAGACACAGCAGACAUAGCAAGCUGAAGGCGCAGAGCAGGUCGGACAGCUUAACUGAACGUCCUGUUUCAAGCCCAGCAGUCACCUUCGUCGUGAGCUCGGAAAGACGUUUCUUCGUGGGCCACGAACAUGUCAUCGCUCGCUCUCCCUACUUCCGUAGUAUCCUACGAGACCUGUCCAUGGUUGGAGCUCAUGCGAACAAGGUGGUGGAGCUGCCAGAUGAAGACCCAGAAAUAUUCUCCUGCGUUCUCGAAUACCUCUACAAAGGCGACUAUUACCCCCGCCUAACCCACAACGAACUCGAGAACGCUCAUGAGAGCAAGACCUCAGACCGCAUCACAAGCAAAGCAACUAUCCUCCACAUCCGAACCCGCGACGAAAUCCUCCGCGACACUGUUGUUUACUGCGCAGCAGAAAAAUACGGCCUGGAAGAUCUCAAGCAGCUCGCGCUCCGCAAGCAGGGUCUUCACGUAGGGAUUCCGAUUCCUAUUAUCUUGCGCUCUGCUCGGUAUGCGUAUGAGAACACGCCGGAUUCGGAUGCGGAUUUGCGCGCGCAUUACUUGGUUAUGGUGAUAAGGGCGAGGGAGAUGUUUAAGACGAGUGGGACGAUGGAGAUGGAGAUGGAGAAGGGGCAUGCGUGGUUUUUUGAUCUUUUUGUUGCUAUGUGCAAUCAUAUUGAUGACAUGGAGAGUUUUUGGUGGGUUCUUUCGCACUAUAUGCAAGACGUUUACUGACAUUUUGCACUUUAGCAAGCAGCAAACUUUCAAUUCACCCUAAAGCAUUGCUGCAAUGAAACUGAUCGAGACGCACCCAACUCUAAACAAACGCGU
Aspergillus ruber CBS 135680 is the source of this 1324-nucleotide messenger RNA. RefSeq lists its product as uncharacterized. The coding region runs from base 419 to 1228 and encodes 269 amino acids. Gene Ontology annotation, molecular function: protein binding. The transcript is spliced from 3 exons. The record is from RefSeq and is a predicted model, not a curated record. Lineage: Eukaryota; Fungi; Ascomycota; Eurotiomycetes; Eurotiales; Aspergillaceae.